Messenger RNA from Gasterosteus aculeatus aculeatus (three-spined stickleback), 1385 nucleotides. It is a transcript of the gene rp9, whose product is annotated as RP9 pre-mRNA splicing factor. Gene Ontology annotation, biological process: RNA splicing. The record is from RefSeq and is a predicted model, not a curated record. NCBI's taxonomy places the organism in Eukaryota, Metazoa, Chordata, Actinopteri, Perciformes, Gasterosteidae.
CAGCACCACUGAAGAGGGUCCGCUAGCUAGCUAGCUAGCCGCUGGUUAGCACCUGGGCCGACGCUCGAACAAAAUAAACCCCGAGUUUUUUGGUACGCCUUCUCUGAGUGAAUGAUUCUCCGGUCGUCGGUAGCGGGACGAUGUCGGACCGAAAGCGAAGACGAGAGAAGGACGAGCGAAGAGAACACAAGAAGCACAAGUCCUCCAAACAGGAUUUGGAGAAACUCAAAACACACACGAAGAAACUCAACCAAGAAGUCCAGCAGCUGAAACACGUUGAGACGUUCUAUGAGAAACCUCCACCGGGGCUCAUCAAGGAGCACGAGGACAAGCCGGAGGACUGUAUCCCCGCGGAACCCGGAAAUGAAGCAGCCAGGACCUUCCUGGCUAAGGCCCCCACCCGCGGGCUGUGGAUGCCUCUGGGGAAGGAGGUGAAGGUGAUGCAGUGUUGGAGAUGUAAGCGCUACGGCCACAGGACGGGAGACAAGGAGUGUCCCUUCUUCAUCAAGGGCAACCAGAAACUGGAGCAGUUCAGAGUGGCUCACGAGGACCCGAUGUACGACAUCAUCCGGGAAAACAAAAGGAACGAAAAGGAAACCAGGAUCCAACAGCUGCAGAAGAUGCUUCAAGACACCACUUCCUCCAGCUCGGACAGCUCCUCUUCCUCGUCCGACCACCAUCGCGGCAAGAAAAGGAAAAAGCAGAAGGAUAAAAAGAAGAAAGACCGGAAGAGGAAAGGGAAACGAAAGCACAAGACCUCCGACUCAUCGGACUCCGAUUGAGUGUCAUGUACUCGUAAACCGAUUUAAAGUGUCCUGCAGAGCGACUCUCCGAAGACCCGUUGGGGGCUUUUUCUCUGCUGAGUGAAACUGUACAAACUGAAGGUCCCCCGCUGAGUGUUCUCCAGGACCGUAGAACCACACGGAGCUAUGUGCCCCCCCCCCCCCCCCGCUUUAGUACGUUUGUGGCUAUCUGUGUCAGGAAGCAUUAGCUGCAUGCGUAACUAAUCUUAAGUGAUACAAAACCAGCCCGCUGGUGUGAGAGCCGAUGUUCUUUUGCGGCCUCCGAUGAGACGGCAUGUCAUUAAAAGAUUGUGUUUUCCACUAUUUUUGUAUCGCCGCCAUCUCUCUGGCAUUAAAUACUUUGAUUGUAGAGUGUGUUAAAUGCUGAGAGGUGGAAAGAGAGACAGGAAUUAGUAGAGUUAUAGUUUGUUUCCCCACACAAGCCUGAAUGUUUGAGUGCUUGUGACUGUACAUAAAUAUUUGAAAUGAUUUGAGGUUGGAAUAUGCUUAUUUGCUUUGAAAAAAAUGCAAACCACAGAGCUGGGAAAGAAUGUAUGUGAAUGUGCUCCCUUAUUCUGAGAAUAAAGAUGGCUCUUUCUCCAA